Molecule: messenger RNA, 1081 nt
Organism: Dioscorea cayenensis subsp. rotundata (Guinea yam)
Lineage: Eukaryota; Viridiplantae; Streptophyta; Magnoliopsida; Dioscoreales; Dioscoreaceae
Product: protein WUSCHEL
Exons: 3
Coding region: 84-878 (264 amino acids)
Biological process (GO): plant organ development
Molecular function (GO): DNA binding; DNA-binding transcription factor activity
Source: RefSeq, a predicted model, not a curated record
UCUUUAUAAACUCAUCAUCACUCCUUCCUCCCCUUAAAACUCUUAGUUCUACUCCACUCUCCUUCUCCUCCUCCUCCUCCAUCAUGGAACACCAACAACAACAACACCAUGAAGAGAGGAAGACAACAACAACAACAACUAGUACUACUUCUGGCUUUCUUUGUAGGCAAUCUAGUUCAAGAUGGAUACCUACAAGUGAUCAGAUAAGAAUACUAAGAGACCUUUACUAUGUCAAUGGACUUCGCUCUCCAAAUGCUGAGCAAAUCCAGAGGAUUUCUGCUAGACUUAGACAGUAUGGUAAGAUUGAAGGUAAGAAUGUUUUCUACUGGUUCCAAAACCAUAAGGCUAGAGAAAGACAAAAGAAAAGACUCACUGUUGACAUCCCUUCCAACAAGUACUCCUCCUCCUCCUCCACCACCACCACCAAUCACCAUCACCACCACCACCAUCUCCCUCCAGGUGUUGCUGCCCACCAGUCUAUGUUCAUGGAAAGAAGCUUCAAGGAGAGUUGUUUCUUUGGAGGUGAUGGAGCAAUGGUGAUGGAGAGUAGCAGUAGCAGCAGCAUGGGUUGGGUGGGAGUGGAGGUUGGGAUGACACAUGAGCAAGAAAACAGAGACAUGGAGACUCUGAAACUGUUUCCAAUGAACAAACAAGAAGAGCAAGAUGAACAAGAUCAGGUUCAUGGAAUCCAUGGCUACAACAACAACAACAACAACAACAACAACAACAACAACAACAAUGGUGGUUAUGUUCUGGCGGGAAAGAUGGGAGGGUCCCAGCCUGACUUCUACUGGACUGGUGGGUCCCAACAGCACACUGCAGGAACUGCUUCUUUGGAGCUCACUCUCAACUCUUACUACUAUGAGGGGUCCACUUGACUUCAUGUUCAUGCUUAUGUUCAUGUUCUCUAGGUUUGGCAGAGGUUAGGGUUUAGUAGUUACUACUGACUUGUUUGUUCUGGCAGUCCUUUAUAUUUUGGUUGUCUCAUCAUGCAUCCAUGUCUACCUCGAGAUUGCUAGAGAUUCUCCCACCCCUUACUUUCUUACUGUAUAAACUAUAAAGCCUCUUCCCUCUCUUUCUC